Messenger RNA from Microthlaspi erraticum, 1566 nucleotides. NCBI's taxonomy places the organism in Eukaryota, Viridiplantae, Streptophyta, Magnoliopsida, Brassicales, Brassicaceae. The record is from the annotation of a GenBank genome assembly.
AUGACGGAAGAUUCCGUAAUGGUCGGUCGGAAAUCCACCGGCAACCGAGGAGAGGAUAUUGCGAAGGAGGCAGUCGCUGUAAAGGACAACAGUCGGCGAUCGAAAUCUGGCAAAAACGACGAUGAGGGUCCAUCCACAUCGAAGGGUCCAUCCACAUCGACGCUUCCGCCCAUGGAUGCCGGUGAAAGUACCGAACCCAUUGGAAUUAGAGACGUCCCGGAAUCGACUAGGGAAGAUAAACUUGACGAAAAUCUCCCAAAGAAGGUUUUCGCUGUGGAUUGCUAUCCAGAGCCAGGGCGGAUGAACAUUUAUUCGAAAGCCAACGUGAUUGGACGCGUCGCCGAUGCAUUGGCCGGAACACCGGCCCUGAAAACAAUUCACGGAUCUCAGUUUAGGCAGCUGUUCAUGUUGCCUGUUGGUAGAUGUUCUUACUCCGGGAAACUCAUCCACGCAAUACUGGCGAGGCAGCUGGUACCAAAGAGGAAAUAUGAGAUCUGGUCGGUCUUUGGAGGGCAGUCAUUCAGGUUCUCAUUCCGGGAAUUCGAACGUGUUUCAGGUUUGGUAUGCUCUAGAAUUCCCGAAGGCCACACAUUUUUCCAAGCAGUACCAAAGGAACCGUCGACGACAUGGAAAGAGCUAUUUCGAAGGAAUUGUAAGCAAGUGAGCGUGGAGUGCGCUUUGAAUAAGCUGAAAGAGAAGCAUAUAUCCGACCGUAAGCGGUUGUAUCAUGCUCUGAUCAUUCUAGUAGACGGUGUUGUCCUUGGCAACAAGCCACCAAAUAUCACACCGACGUACGUGGAUAUGGUUGAAGAUGUAGAGAAGUUUCUACGAUUCCCGUGGGGGCGGUUUAGAACCCUAUCCCGUUUCAGACCUGCACCACUGUCACCAAAAAAUCCCGACCCUAUUAACGAACUAAAACAGAGGUUGAGGCAGCAAACCUCGGCAUGCUACGGAUUUCCAUUAGCAGUGGAGCUGGUAGUUUUCGAGGCCAGCCCACUACUGGUAGAGAAGUUGGCAGAUCCGAAAAAGACCACCACAUUUUUAGAAGAGCCAUUCGCCUGUGAGACCGCUAUUGUUCGGUUGCAAUCGGAGGAUAUCCUACAUGUAGAGGCGAACCCUAAGUUGACUUUCGGAGUGGACGUCACAGAAGGCGAAAACGCAGACCCGGAUUGGGAUGAUGAGGUCCAUGACGACGGAGUCGAUAGGAUUGUUCAGUUGCUGCAGGGAGGGCAUGUGUUCACCCAAGAAGACUUUGUGGUGGGUCAAUCUACAAUGGCUCCGGUGUUUUAUCAGCCUCAAGGAGACAGAUACUCAUGUAAGGUGAAACUGAAUAGAGGUAAAAAAUGGAUGGCUGACCAAUUUCGCACUAUGACGGAGAAACUGGUGGAAGCUAUCAGAAGUGGCGGCGGCGAGGGAGGCGUUUCCAAAGUAACCGACCAGACCUCUAAAAGGGGAUCUGAGAUGCAGCCGGAAAACAGAGGGGAAAAUGUCUUUGCAAAAUCAAAGGGGAAAUCGGAAGAAGGAGAGGACGUCCGCGAUAUAUACGUCGAUAUGGAUGAUGUGUAA